Messenger RNA from Pogoniulus pusillus (Red-fronted tinkerbird), 5588 nucleotides. It is a transcript of the gene FOXJ2, whose product is annotated as forkhead box J2. The coding region runs from base 1593 to 3212 and encodes 539 amino acids. The transcript is spliced from 12 exons. NCBI's taxonomy places the organism in Eukaryota, Metazoa, Chordata, Aves, Piciformes, Lybiidae. The record is from RefSeq and is a predicted model, not a curated record. Gene Ontology annotation, cellular component: nucleus. Gene Ontology annotation, biological process: regulation of transcription by RNA polymerase II. Gene Ontology annotation, molecular function: RNA polymerase II cis-regulatory region sequence-specific DNA binding; DNA-binding transcription factor activity, RNA polymerase II-specific.
GCCUGCAGUGGAGCCACAGCCUGCAGUGGAGCCACAGCCCGGAGCAGCAGCCGCGGGAGCGGUGGGGCCUGGGGAGAUUCAGCGCCGCCCGGCUGGGCCGCCCCCCCCCCCCGGCACCGGAGCCUGGGGAGCCCCCCGGGGACGAAGCGGAGGCCCAGCGGAAAGCGGCGGAGACGGCUGCUCAGCUCCGCGGAGGCCCAGGAGCAGCCGCGGCCUGCCGUGGUAGCCGGGCCCGGGCAAGAGGCGUUGGGGCCUGGGGGGAAGCAAGGGACAGCCUCUGGGCAGCAGGGGUGGGGGGGGACACCCCCUAGCCUGCUGGGGUGGGGAAGAGACCCUGCCUUCGCUUCCGCGCUCCAUCCACAGCCGUGAGGGGACAGCCCCGCUAGGCAGCCCUGCUCCCGGCGUGGGGGGCACCCCGGUAGUCCCUCGCUGACCCCGCUUACCUGCGAGACCGAGGCACACCCGCUUGCCAGCCCCCUCUCCCCGCAACUGGUGGGGGAACUUAACAUUAACCCUGUUCUCCACUAAUGAGCCAAGAGUGAGCAGAGACUCCGGCCACCAAGCCCUGGUAACUACAGAGAAGCAGGUCUGUGUCCUCAGAGUCCCGUUGCUGAGGGCUGUGAGAAUAACCUAAGCCAUCUACACCCCCUGCUACUGUGGGAAUUUCUUCUCCAAGUGAAGGAGACAGCACUUCCCCUGGUCUCCUUCAGACGAGAUAGAAGAAACCUCAUAUGCCCAGGAAAGACAGUCUCCAAGGUAGAAGUAAGCAGGAGCUCCAGAAACAUAGUAAUUUAAAUCUUUUACACCUGCUCAGCAGGCAGCAGAGAAAGCGAAACAAGGGGAGAGAAAGGGUCAGAUUUAGAUAUUCUUUCCUUCUCCAGUUGCUGUUAACUAUUGGAGAUAAAGGUAAUUUCCAAUACUGACCUGGGACAUCCUUUGUCCCAGGGAAGAUCCCUCAUCCCCUAAUCCCCAUACGGUUUUCUUCAAAUACCCUGUGCAAGGAGAGAAGCGGCACCUCCCAGUUACAGGGAAAGGAGAAGGCAGAUUUUGCGAACAGUAUCUACAGAGAUAGCAAGGGUGGGUUUUUUUAAAUAAAGAUUUGCUCACUCUUAAGGGUAAGGUUCACCUAGAGGAAAGAGAAGAGAGAUUUACAGGUAGGGAAAUUGAGGGAAAUUGAUACCUAAAAUUAUCUGGCAAUCAGUGAAAAAGCUGUCUCCUAGGGGAACAGCCCUUAAGUAGUUAGCUGCCAAAAGGGAGAGAGGAUCUCCAUCCUGGCAUAAACUCAGCAGUUUUAGGGGACCAGCAGUCCCAUGCAGAUUGUUUAAUACUCAAGAUCCUGGUUUCAUCCACAAUCCCUUCGCCUUCAAAAUAUUUCUUGAAGAAGCUCUUGGAAUAGCUGACAGCAGUGCUCUGGUGAUGGGUCUUGGAGAAGAAGUGUGAAGGGCAGCACUCCAGAAAUCAACAUUGAAGAUAAUCCACCUCCCUUCAGAAAAUAUUCCAGACAGAGUUGAAUACCACUUUUAUAGAGGACUGUACCUGUAAAGUCACCAUGCAAAUUUAGCCCUGUGUCAGAUACUCCUGUUUCCAGCAGCAUGGCCUCUGACCUGGAAAGCAGUCUCACUUCCAUAGACUGGCUCCCACAACUUACUUUAAGGGCUACUAUUGAAAAAUUAGGGGGUUCCUCACAAGCAGGACCUCCAGGAGCUGCCCGAAAGUGUCCCCCAGGCUCACCAACAGAUCCCAAUGCCACCCUGAGUAAGGAUGAGGCUGCAGUACACCAAGAUGGGAAGCCACGUUACAGCUAUGCGACUUUGAUCACAUAUGCCAUCAACUCAUCACCUGCCAAGAAGAUGACACUUAGUGAGAUCUACCGUUGGAUCUGUGACAACUUUCCCUACUACAAAAAUGCUGGUAUUGGUUGGAAGAAUUCUAUUCGUCAUAACCUCUCUCUGAAUAAAUGUUUUCGGAAGGUGCCUCGACCACGAGAUGAUCCUGGAAAGGGCUCUUAUUGGACAAUAGAUACGUGUCCAGAUAUAUCUCGCAAGAGGCGGCAUCCUCCAGAUGAUGACAUGCCGCAAGACUCCCCAGAGCAAGAGGCAAGUAAAAGCCCCCGAGGCACUGUUCCAGUCAGCACAGAAGCAUCUUUGCCACCUGAGGCAACCCCUCAGCUGUCACUCCAGAGCACCACCCCCAUUGCCAACUACAGUCAGCAGGGUGCAGGGCCUGUGGAUGUUGCCUCUACUGUGGCAGGGGGGCAGGGCCGCGAAGGGGCUGAUGUGCCAACCCCACUGUACAGUGCCAACCAUGACUUCAAAUUCUCCUAUUCUGAGAUCAAUUUCCAGGAUCUUAGCUGGUCUUUCCGAAAUCUCUACAAAUCUAUGCUGGAGAAAUCAUCUUCCUCUCAGCAUGGUUUCUCUUCUCUCCUUGGUGAUAUGCAGCCCUCCAACCACAACUACUACAUGUACCAGCAGCAGCAAGGCCCUUCAUCAGUGGGUUCUGCCACGCCACUUCACACUCCAACCCCAGAGGGUUGUCCACCCCAAGGGGGAAAACAGCAAGGUGGUGAAGGUUAUGGUCCUCCACCAGUGAUGUCCAUGCAUCCACCCCCAAUGCAGCAUGGAGGCUACCACCAGCAUCAACAGCAUCACCCACACUCCCACCCACAACAGCAGCCACACCAACAGCAGCAGUCACAGGCUUCAAUCAACAGUGCUGGCUUUGCUUUUCCCUCUGAUUGGUGCUCCAACAUUGAUUCCCUGAAGGAAAGCUUCAAGAUGGUAAACCGGCUGAACUGGUCUAGCAUUGAGCACUCCCAAUUCUCAGAGCUGAUGGAGAGUCUGCGCCAGGCUGAGCGGAAGAACUGGACGCUGGAUCAACAUCAUAUUGCCAACCUCUGUGAUUCCCUUAACCAAUUCCUUACCCAGACUGGUCAGCUUCCUCAUCUGGUUGGCCCACAACAGCCCCCUCGAAUCUCUGAUUCUUGUGCCCUGAACAGUGGGAAACAGGAGCAACCCAUGAAUCAAGUCAAUUCCUAUGGUCAACCCCAGCCUCCCCAUCUCUUCUCCGGGCCAUCUCCUAUGUAUCAGAUUUCCACCCAGGACUCUCCAGGAUAUAAUCGCCCAGCUCACCAUCUGGUUCCUCGGCCUCCAGGCCCUCCUCCAGGUGCCAGUGAGGAAAUUCCUGAUGAUUUUGACUGGGACUUAAUCACCUAGUGAAUUAAAGACUUGAUAGUCCGUCCUUGGUGAAGGACGAUGGAGGGGGGGCACACAUGGGGUCACUGGUGCCAGCACCACCCUCCCCAGCCUCCCUGCCUCACUUGUAAAUAGAUAUAUAUUCUCUAUCUCUGCCAGAGAAGCCACCACAAGAUGCCGCCGAAGAUAAUCCUUCCUUGCGUCCUGUUUUUUUUUCUUCUUUUUAUUCUUCUGUUUAUUAUUAUUAUUGUUAUUAUUAUUACCAAUAAUUGAGCACAGCCCUCCCCCUCCUCUGGUGGCCUCAGAUGCAUCAGAAUGGCUUCUUUCAUGUUGUGUGGUGCCCUAUGGAGGGUGGAAAGAUGGGUCCUUGGUGCCAUGAAAAGACCUUGGAAGGCUGAAUCCUUGAGUGCAUCUUUCUCUGCCUCCAUUGUUUUACGUUUAACAAUCCCUCUUUCCCUUCAAGUUGGCCAUCAAAUCUGCCGCGUUGCCUACUGGAGUGAGAGAGCCUAGUGAACCCUGGGAGCCUGUAUUUUUGUUGUUUCAUAAAUGUCGUAAAGGUCGGGGGGCUAAAGGGAUGCUGGAGGGGGUGAUCUUAGCUCUGUGAACUUUCUCGCACCAGGAGGAAAAGCAAGGAGAGUUCCCACGCAUAAAAGGAAGGGGUAACCCCUAAGAACUGAGCUGAUCUGGGUGAAGAGACCUUGGUUUGGAGAAAGGAGAAUGUAGCAGAGAAGGUGUUUCAGCAAAAAAGUUGAGUCUCGGAAUGCUGUGUCAUCUGAGAGGGCUGAGAGUAUGAGGGAAUUCAGACCUAUCUUCUACACUGCCUUUUGCAGUGAAACAUCCAUACCCAUCAGAUACAAGAAGCAGUCAGGGGUGUCAUGUGCUUCAGCAAAUUCCAUUCCCCAGAGCUUUUCAUUUCACCCCACACCUCUACAAACGCUUCUUCAGAAUAUGUCAUGAGGCUUUUACUUGCAUAUGCAAAUUUGGAAGUUUUUUUCCCAUGAGUAUUUUUUCAGUUGUUAACCCCCUUGUAUUCCUUUGAAGACUGUCCUUGCCUGUAGUUUGAGAGCAGCCAAAACCAGGAGUCUUGGUGCAGAGGUGCAAGUUCUCGGUCAGUGGUUCCCAUUUUGGGAAUAAGCUAACAGUGGGGAAAGAAAGCUGCUGCUCAGUGUGGAGGUGGAUGAGGGUACUUCUGGUCAAAUAACUUGAGGCCCUCACAAGAGGGUUUUGUAAGAGAUACAUUAAAAGAGAGAGGAUGAAGUGAGGCAACUUUUUUUAAACCAAAUGGACAAAGGUCAGCAUAGAAGGGAGGAGGAUGGGUCAAGCCAGCCCCUUGCAGUUGAGCUGGGGAGAUGAUGGAAUCUAGUGUAAAUCCUAAAUGAUAAGUUUUGUCAGCACUUGCAGAUCAAGAAGGUGGAGAAGGUGCCAGGAACAGGAGGGAGUGUUGAGACUUCUCAUCUCCAAAGCUGUGUCCCAUGUUCCCCUUUUUUCUGGCAUGGCCCUGUUCUGCCAAACCUCUUGUUCCUCUUAGUAUUUUGUAAAUCCUGCCCCCAGCCCUUAUUCCCUGUUUGCCAGUGAAGGGAACCAAGGUGAAAGUGAAACCAUUGUGGCCACUUGUCAGACUUGGAGUGUGGAAGUCUGCUCUGAGUGCUGCAAGGUGGGGAACUAUCAUGGUAUUUUAUGUGUGCUGUAAGGAUAAACUGGUUGGAUCUUUGUCAGGGAAGAGGACAGUCUCGUCAUACUGCAGGGAGGGGACAUUUUUGUUUGUUUUGUUUUGUUUCUUUUUUAAGUGUGUGUUUGAGGGGAGGUGGGGGGGAAGUUCAUCACUGAGUGUUUCCAAGAGAAAUGAGGAAUUCCAGACAACUUGAAUAUGGAGUCAGCUGUUCUUUCUGCUGCCUCAGGAUGGGAAUGAUACAGCUUGGAAGCGGCUGUGACAAUUUUCUGUGGAAUGUGGCACCAGAGACAGCCAUGAGAGACAACCUCUGGUAGAUGCCAGUUAGUGCUUUACAGAGGAUGUUAGAGCUAGCCCUGUAGAAGCCUGAAAACACCACCAGGAACAAAAACAAGAUGUCUCCUUCUGCGUAUCCAAGUGUUCCUCACUUGCAUAAUUGCAUUAUUUGAAUAUUAAGUUGUGCCUCAUUUGCAUAUGUAAAUACAUGCAGGUCAGUGUGCAAAUUAGCCUCAUUCCUCUGCCCCUCAUUAGUGUGUUGGAAGGCAUGGGGUGGGUGUUUCAGAGCUCUGCAGGGAGGGGAGGGAUGCCAGCCUGUCCCAGAGAGGGAUUCUUGGCAAGGCCCCCCUGUGCUUUGUGUCAGUGGUCAGGGAGAGAAGGGCAUGGUUUCACGAGUUUAUUUUUGUGCAUGCUUUCUUAAUAAAAAGAAAAAGUGAAUGUUUAUGGUUUAA